Molecule: messenger RNA, 2302 nt
Organism: Fusarium odoratissimum NRRL 54006
Lineage: Eukaryota; Fungi; Ascomycota; Sordariomycetes; Hypocreales; Nectriaceae
Product: histidyl-tRNA synthetase
Exons: 2
Coding region: 169-1674 (501 amino acids)
Biological process (GO): mitochondrial translation; histidyl-tRNA aminoacylation
Cellular component (GO): mitochondrion; cytoplasm
Molecular function (GO): ATP binding; histidine-tRNA ligase activity
Source: RefSeq, a predicted model, not a curated record
GGAAAGGUUUUAUGCGCGAUUGACUUGCUUGCUGGACUGUACCCAAAGUGUGACGCAUAUCCCCGUCCCGCCGCUCGCAUGAUGAGCAUCGGCCUCCAUUUUUGUGGUGAAUUCCAAAGCUUCAAUUUCCUCUGAGGGCGUCGCGUCCUCGCAUCAAAUGAUAAGGAGAUGAGGCCAAAAUCAGCCCCAAUCAAAACCCUUUCCCUGAGCCGCAUUACGGCAAGACCACUGUCGUCCACACCUGCCUGUCGGUGUCCGCCUUCCUGCCUUGCUCUUACUCGGAGGUAUCGUCAUUCAAAGUUCCUCAGCCUCGACCCCUCCAUCACAGUCUUUUCCCUGCCCCGCUACGCUUCUUCUUCCUCUUCCCCUUCAAACCCCACCACCACUCUAGAGUCUCCCACAUCACUCGAAAUGGCGCCCAAGAAUAAAUUCGAGCUCAAGACCCCCAAGGGUACAAAGGACUGGGAGGGAAAGGAUAUGGUUAUCCGUGACCACAUCUUCAACACCAUCACCCAAGUCUUCAAGCGCCACGGAGGAGUCACGAUCGAUACCCCCGUCUUUGAGCUCCGAGAGAUUCUCGCUGGAAAAUAUGGAGAGGACAGCAAGCUCAUCUACGACCUUGCUGAUCAAGGUGGUGAGAUCUGCUCUCUGCGAUAUGACUUGACAGUCCCCUUUGCCCGCUUCCUCGCCAUGAACAAGCAAAUUCAAAACAUCAAGAGAUAUCACAUCGCCAAGGUCUACCGCCGAGACCAACCUGCCAUGACCAAAGGUCGCAUGCGAGAAUUCUACCAGUGCGAUUUCGAUAUUGCCGGCACCUACGACCCCAUGCUGCCCGACGCCGAAGUCAUCCGCAUUAUUACAGAAGUCUUUGAGGGACUUGGUUGGAAUGGUGGAUACACGAUCAAGCUGAAUCACCGAAAGAUUCUUGACGGUAUUUUCCAAGUCUGUGGAGUGCCUGAAGACAAGAUCCGCACCAUUUCCUCGGCCGUCGACAAGCUCGACAAGCUGCCUUGGGCUGAUGUGCGAAAGGAGAUGACCGAGGAAAAGGGACUUGAUGGUGAGGUCGCUGAUCGAAUCGGAGAGUGGGUUGUUCUCAAGGGCAAGCAGGAUCUACUGCAGAAGCUUCAGAGCACAGAGAGCUUGGCCGCGAACGAAUCCAUGAAGAAGGGAAUGGAAGAUCUUGCUCUGCUGUUCGAGUACCUAGAGGCCUUCGGCUGCCUGGAUCGAGUUUCUUUCGACCUCAGCUUGGCUCGAGGCCUCGAUUAUUACACCGGACUUAUCUACGAGGUUGUCACCCAAGGCUCUGCUCCUGAGGUCACACCUGGGCAGGAGAAUGCUGAGUCUAAGCCUUCCAAGAAGAAGGGCAAGAAGGGUUCUGAGGAUGACGACCGUUCCGAUGACCCCACAGUCGGCGUAGGAAGUGUGGCUGCCGGUGGCCGGUACGACAACCUUGUUGGCAUGUUCUCUGGCAAGAGCCAAAUCCCCUGUGUCGGUAUCUCCUUUGGCGUUGACAGGAUCUUCUCUAUCACCAAGGCCAAGAUGGCCGCUGAGAAGAAUGCUGCUGUCCGUAACAAUGAUGUCGAUGUUUAUGUCAUGGCCUUUGGACAGGGAUAUUUGAAAGAACGCAUGUCAGUGUGUGCCAAGCUGUGGGAGUCUGGAAUCAAGGUUGGUUGAGCAUUUUCCCACGAAUCUUACUAUUCCACGGAACAGAAGGCUAACUGUGCUAUCACAGGCAGAGUUCCUUUACAAAGUCAAGCCUAAGCUGCCCGCACAAUUCAAGGCCGCCGAGGCGAACGGUGUGCCAUUUGCUAUCUUCCUCGGCGAAGAUGAAGUCAAGUCAGGCAAGGUCAAGAUUAAGGAGAUGGGACUCCAAGAAGGUCAUCCCGAGAAGGAGGGUAUUCUUGUCAGUAUGUCCGACAUGGCUAAGGAGAUCAAGGUUCGGCUUCAACGCAAGCGGGAGCUUGACGAGAUGACCAGGCAAGCCGAGGGCCUGAGGGUUGUCCAUGGUAUCAAGGGCGAUGAGGUAAAGGAUGCGGAGAAAAAGGUUGAGGAUGCCAAGCCUGAAACCACACCAGCAGCAGUCGAAGCGACUCCAGGAACGGAAGAGCCAGCUCCCAGUAAUCCGACAGCAUAAGUUCUUUGUGACGAACCUCAAUAAAACAGUUAAAACGAUGGCCGUGGCGUUAAGUCUUAAUAGAGAGGACGAUCAUCGCACGAAGUCACUGUUCACAUGAAUGGAUGAUUUCACUUAUUGCCAAUCAUGGGUAACAAAGUUGAGGAAACACGUUGUUCCGUGAAGCCA